GUAGGCCGAUGACUCAUGGGAGCAGCGACAUUUGACUUGUCUGUUCAGCAGUCGAGUCUGCUGCCCUGGCACCCCUUCCCAAGACAGUUUGGAAGGGCAGUAUCAAGCUCCAAACGAGAAUGGAAGCCACUGGAGGAUCGUAGCUGCACAGACAUACCAUGGCUGCUGCUUUUUAUCCUCUUCUGCAUUGGGAUGGGAUUUAUUUGUGGCUUUUCAGUAGCAACAGGUGCAGCAGCGAGACUAGUGUCAGGAUACGACAGCUAUGGAAAUAUCUGUGGGCAGAAAAAUGCAAAGUUGGAAUCAAUACCAAACAGUGGCAUGGACCACACCCAACGGAAGUAUGUAUUCUUUUUGGAUCCAUGCAAUCUGGACUUGAUAAACCGGAAGAUCAAGUCCGAAGCACUGUGUGUAGCAGCAUGUCCAAGACAAGAACUGAAAACCCUGAGUGAUGUUCAGAAGUUUGCAGAGAAAAAUGGCUCAGAACUAUGUCGCUACAACCUAAAGCCUUCUGAAUAUACAUCUUCAAAAGCUUCUCUUUGCCCCAAACUGCCAGUCCCAGCGAGUGCACCUAUUCCAUUCUUCCAUCGCUGUGCUCCUGUGAACAUUUCCUGCUAUGCCAAGUUUGCAGAGGCCCUGAUCACCUUUGUCAGUGACAAUAGUGUCUUACACAGGCUGAUUAGUGGAGUAAUGACCAGCAAAGAAAUUAUAUUGGGACUUUGCUUGUUAUCACUAGUUCUCUCCAUGAUUUUGAUGGUGAUAAUCAGGUAUAUAUCAAGAGUACUUGUGUGGAUCGUAACAAUCCUGGUCAUACUGGGUUCACUUGGUGGCACAGGUGUACUAUGGUGGCUGUAUGCAAAGCAAAGAAAGUCUCCCAAAGAAACAGUUAUUCCUGAACAGCUUCAGAUAGCUGAAGACAAUCUUCGGGCCCUCCUCAUCUAUGCCAUUUCAGCUACAGUGUUCACAGUUAUCUUGUUCCUGAUAAUGCUGUUCAUGCGCAAACGUGUUGCUCUCACUAUUGCCUUGUUCCAUGUGGCUGGCAAGGUCUUCAUUCACUUGCCACUGCUGGUCUUCCAACCCUUUUGGACUUUCUUUGCUCUUGUCCUGUUUUGGGUGUACUGGAUCAUGACACUUCUUUUUCUUGGCACUGCUGGCAGCGCCGUGAAGAACGAGCAAGGCUUCGUGGAGUUCAGGGUUUCUGGGCCCCUGCAGUACAUGUGGUGGUACCAUGUGGUAGGCCUGAUCUGGAUUAGUGAAUUCAUUCUGGCCUGUCAGCAGAUGACUGUGGCAGGAGCCGUGGUGACAUACUAUUUUACUAGGGAUAAAAGGAAUUUGCCAUUUACACCUAUUUUGGCAUCAGUAAAUCGCCUUAUUCGUUAUCACCUUGGAACUGUGGCCAAAGGAUCUUUCAUCAUCACAUUGGUCAAAAUUCCACGAAUGAUCCUUAUGUACAUGCACAGCCAGCUGAAGGGAAAGGAAAAUGCCUGUGCUCGAUGUGUGCUGAAAUCUUGCAUUUGUUGCCUUUGGUGUCUUGAAAAGUGCCUCAAUUAUUUAAAUCAGAACGCGUACACAGCCACAGCAAUCAACAGCACCAACUUCUGCACCUCGGCGAAGGAUGCCUUUGUCAUUCUCGUGGAGAAUGCUUUGCGAGUGGCUGCCAUCAACACAGUGGGGGAUUUCAUGUUAUUCCUAGGCAAGGUGCUGAUCGUCUGCUGCACGGGCUUGGCUGGGAUUAUGCUGCUCAACUACCAGCAGGAUUACACAGUGUGGGUGCUGCCUCUGAUCAUCGUCUGCCUCUUUGCUUUCCUAGUCGCUCAUUGCUUCCUGUCCAUUUAUGAAAUGGUAGUGGAUGUAUUAUUCUUGUGUUUUGCCAUUGAUACAAAGUACAAUGAUGGGAGCCCUGGCAGAGAAUUCUAUAUGGAUAAAGUACUGAUGGAGUUUGUGGAGAACAGUAGGAAAGCACUGAAAGAAGCUGGUAAGGGAGGCGCUGCUGAUGCCAGGGAGCUAAAACCCAUGGUAGGUGGCGAGGAGGAGGGGGCCUCCCUCCCAGAAUUUCACUUUCACUUCCUCUCUCUCUCUGUCUUCACUGACUGCACCUCUUCCGGAGAAGCUUUUGCUGUCUGUGUCACUCAGGACGUGCUGCUCUUUCUGUUUGUGUGUUUACCCAUCACUUGGAUGGCAGAAUUCUUGUCACAACUGAGACCACCUUCUGUACAACUAUUUUUCAGUAGCAAACAAGUCUGUUUUCAUCAACACCCACAUUUCCCACUAAAUAAGACAACCUGGUCUUCUCCAACCUCAGCUGAAUUGUGAGAAGGAUAAAUAACCUCUGGCUUCGGGAGCAAGUUCUGCUUGAACCUAGCCGACCGUUAUGGAACCCAUUGACAUUCCAAAACAAUAUAUACACAUAGCUAUGUAUUUGUGUGUGUGGGUGUGUGUAUAUAUGUAUAUGUAUGUGUGUAUAUAUAUGUAUAUGUAUAUACACACACACACAUAAUCAGCCAAAAUCAGAGAAAAGGAACAGGGAUUUAAUACCUUUUUUAUGCUUAUUUUUGUCAAACAUGUACUCCUUUCAUACGGGUGGCUUUUCCAAGGCAACUGCCGUCAUUUAAUGUUUUCAAUUGUAAUUGUCUUAAUGGAAAUGUUAAGAUUCAUAUCUGAUUAACAUUUUUAAUAACUUAGAGGAGAUUUUAACUUUAGUUAUUUAAAUUAGGUAAAAUUAUUGUACCGAAUUCUCUGUCUAAAGUUUAUUCAGGGGUGAUUUCCCUGAUGUGUGCAUAAAAUCAAGACCUUAUUUUACUAAUGCAUAAGCCCUAGUGGGACAAGACUAGGCACAUGCUUUCAGAGAAAUAAGGAAUUGCUCCAAUCACUUUUCCCCAAUCAAAGAAGCCAUGUCAUUUUACGUUGAGAAGCAUAUAAGUGGGCCCACUACGGGAAGUUUCAUGAUUGCUCGUGCAUUUGUCUGCCAACAUUAAAAAGUAACCAACUCCUCAGGUAUUUGUAGUUUACCCUAAUGCUUCUAUAAGAGAGUAGGUAAAAAGAAAAGGGUAGAUAAUCUUUCUUAUGCAAACUUUUUUCUUAUGGUUUGUCUUUCUUCCAUUUUCUACUUUAGUAGCAUCUUUCACACAUUUUGUGCCUGAUUUGAAAGGAAGCUGGAGCACCCAAUGAGUUUAGUCUUUAAGUUUCUGUAUAUUGAUUAGCGGAUUAAGCAACGUUGGGAGGGAUAAAGAAGGGAGAGAAACACGGAACACAAAGCUUUGAAAAUUCCAGUGGUUUAGGGCUAAAGAGCCAUUUAUUUCAAAUGCUUGCUAUAAAAUUGGAAAACAGACUGGCAGGUGCUCCUCUCCUUGACAAUUCAUGAAGUAUCCAGAAUUAUACAAUGUUUAGCUGAAGAAUUGGUUAAUGUUCUGAUCCUCAAGUGUUGAACACUUUCGUUUGUUUGUUUAGGGCUGGGUUAUGGGAUUUUGGGGUUUGUUUUUGUUUUUUAUUCCUGAAGCUUACCAGAUAUGAAUGGCUAAUAUUCCAUUGUUCUGCUUAUUGUAAUGGUGAAUGCUUUAAGAAAAAAGUGUAAUUUGCUAAGAAUAAUUCAUGAUCUGUUUAUGCGAUAACUCCUUUUUGUUACAAUUUUUUUAAAAAAAGGCUAUUUUUGUUAAUGUAAA
Molossus molossus (Pallas's mastiff bat) is the source of this 3656-nucleotide messenger RNA. It is a transcript of the gene SLC44A1, whose product is annotated as solute carrier family 44 member 1. Gene Ontology annotation, cellular component: plasma membrane. Gene Ontology annotation, molecular function: choline transmembrane transporter activity. The record is from RefSeq and is a predicted model, not a curated record. Lineage: Eukaryota; Metazoa; Chordata; Mammalia; Chiroptera; Molossidae. The coding region runs from base 16 to 2310 and encodes 764 amino acids. The transcript has 17 exons. Gene Ontology annotation, biological process: choline transport; transmembrane transport.